Molecule: messenger RNA, 1074 nt
Organism: Symbiodinium necroappetens
Lineage: Eukaryota; Dinophyceae; Suessiales; Symbiodiniaceae
Source: the annotation of a GenBank genome assembly
AUGCAUGGGCUGCUCAGCGAUAUCGCGGAACUUCAACAACAGGGGUUCGAAAUUGUGCUGGCUUCUUCCGGCUCUGUCGCACUUGGCCUGAAUUCGCUGCACGCCGAUAUUGAAAGCGCCGGCGUACAGGAGAAGCAGGCUGCGGCGGCAUGUGGACAGCCCAUCUUACUGAAUGCCUAUAAGCAGAUCGCGCUUGAAUACGGCUUCGACAUCGCCCAGGUACUCGUUACGCUGGACGAUCUGGAAGAGCGUCGGCGAUUUCUGAACACCAAGAACACCGUACAUACCCUGCUGGAGCAUGGCGUGCUGCCCAUCGUUAACGAAAACGAUACCGUGACAACAGAAGAGAUCCGAGUCGGGGACAAUGACCGACUUGCAGCCAAGGUUGCGCAAAUGAUCCAGGCGCAGCAUUUAAUCAUUCUCACAAGCGUCGACGGCCUGUACGACCGCGACCCCUCCGAACCCGGCGCGCAGCUUGUCGAAACUGUUGAAGAUGUCAGCGAAUACCUGGCAGUCACGAGCGGCACAAGCCAGCUUGGCAGUGGUGGCAUGUUGACCAAAAUGCAGGCAGCUAAUAUGGCCCAGAAUGCCGGUUGCACCACACUGAUAUCCCAAGGCGUUCUGGACCGACCAGUUUCUUCUGUACUCGAAGGCGCGCGACCGCACACCCGCUGCGUCGCCAAGUCCACACCUUCUUCAAGCUGGGCGAUCUGGCUGACAGAUCGCCUGCAGAUGGCUGGCAGCCUGGUAUUAAAGCAGGCUGCGGCCGACGCGCUUGAACAGAGUGAAAACGGCAUUCUGUGUCGAGACGUUGUGUCCCUGCACAGCACCUUUCAGAAAGCCGACGUCCUGCAUAUCUAUGACGAACAGGGCGUCGAACGCGCUCGCGGACUCUCCAACCUGUCCUCAGAUGAAGCCGCACUGAUUGCGCAGAACGCAGACCGCCCUGUCAAAGAGCUGCUCGGCUAUCAAACCGCAGGGCGGCUGGUUAACCGUAACAACCUGGUCCUCCUCGAAGACCAUCACCUGCCAUGGGAAGAGCCAGAGAAUCCACUCCGAGUCAUCACCCCUUAG